Amoebophrya sp. A120 is the source of this 1445-nucleotide messenger RNA. Lineage: Eukaryota; Dinophyceae; Syndiniales; Amoebophryaceae. The record is from the annotation of a GenBank genome assembly.
AUGAUCGUUGAUCGGUUUCCUGAGUUUCGGCAGUAUGCGCGGGAGGCUGGCAUCGAGACGACGUCGAUGGAGGAGCUUCGGGCCAGGCAUCAGCAAAAUGCCAACUCUAUGCAAGCAUUGCAGCUAUGAUGUUGUACUUAGUCUGGGUCUGGAAGUUUUCUGCAAGUUGUCGUGCGAAAAUUUGAUGAUCAUGCAUGAAGAUGAACGCCAAGAUGAGCUGCCCGCUUCUUCCUCAGGAGAAGGCGGAUUUCUCAUGCGAGAUAGGCAUGAGGGACGUCUCGCGAAAUCUGUGACGCUUUUGUGUGCAUUCCAGCCCAUGCGUGUGGUCCGUGAGAUGCAGGAUGAAUCGCGUAAAGGGUUCUUCUUCGAGACCCAGACAUAUACCAACUAAAUUUGCACUACAUAAACUCCCCCGACGCCUCAAAGGACCCGAGCGCGAGCAGCAAGAAAGCCGCGGAUGACCCGAUGCGCGAGUUCUUCGAGCACGUGCGCGCGAUCCAGGAUCGCAUCGCGGACGCACGCAGGAGCACGGACCUGAUUCAGCAGUACACGGAGGACUUCCUCGUGGCCACCAGCACCGCGCUCGAGACGAAGGCACAGCAGAACUCCGAGGAGGAGGCAUCCAGGACGAACAAAGUGCUGCAGGAAGCGAAGCACAUGCUGGAAGAUUUGAAAAACCCGCCGGACGGAGCAAAGGGAAAUAAAACCAAGAAGGUGAACUCGAAGAUACGGCAAAACAUGUGCAACAGCCUCGCGAAAAAGCUGCAACAGGAGGUGCUGCAGUUUCAGCAGGCGCAGUCGAACUUCACGAAGGAAAUCAAGGCGAAGACGGCGCGCCAGUUGCAAAUCACGUGUCCGGAGGCGAGCCUCGAAGAGAUCGACACCAUGAUCCAAAACGGCGAGACCCGGGACACGCAGGUGCAGCGGCAGAUGGCGGGCAGCCACGCGGUGCUGCUGGAAAACCUGCAGCAGGUACACGACAAGUACCGCGCCAUACGAAGGUUGGAGCGGUCGAUGGCCGAGCUCCACCAGAUGUUUCUGGAUAUGGCCCAGUUGAUCGAGCACCAGGGCGAGAUCCUCGACGUAAUCGAGGUGAACGUGGCAAAAACCAAGGACUACACGACACAAGCCGAAAAGGAGCUGAUCACAGCGAGGAAAGGCCAGUUCACGGCACAACGCCGCAUGUGCUGCAUAACGGUCGUUAUGCUCAUCAUCGUGGCAAUCAUCAUCUUCCCGAUUCUGUUUGCCCCCUCAGCCGGGGGAGGAUUUAGAUGAAAGCGAGUUACUUUUCAAUCAUUGCCAACAUAAUCGGAUCGAACUGAGAAGAAACCAAAACAACUUGAUGAGCCGCGGCGGCGCACCCGCGACGUACUGCAGCAAGAGGCUUUGCUUUGUAUCUACGUAUAUUUAUCUUCUUGAUGUUCAGCACGCGGCUUUUACUCGAU